GCGCAUUUGUCCCAUGCCAAGUCUGGACAACAGGCUUCUUUGACAAUAACAUAGUAGGCACAGCCACUGCCCUCACCGGCGGGUUCGGAACCGCCGGCGGCGGCAUCACCUACUUCAUCAUGCCAGCGGUAUACGAUUCUUUCGUAGCACGUGGGUUUAGUACAGGCCAAGCCUGGCGCCUGACCUUCAUCGUCCCCCUAAUUAUGGUCAUUGGUGUUGGCGUCGCCCUUUUGUGCCUCUGUCCCGACACCCCGACAGGCCACUGGGGUGAGCGCCAACACGCCAUUCAGGAGGAUCACAGUAGCAUCAGCUGCGAAGCUGCCACUGUUACGGACAUCCCCGGCUCCAUUACCGACAGAUUCCCCUCUGGCAUGACUGAGGACUUCCCCGCCAAGGACGGUGACGAUAAAAAGAAGAAGGAAACAUACGUCUCCGCCCUUGUCGCAUUCGACCACGAAGCGCAGAUACCUGACCGGGGUAUUCAGGGGGGAGCCCACGGCGAGAUUAUCAUGAAACCGACACUCUCCGAGGCCGUGCGUGUCGCUUUCUCCCCACAGACGGCCUUUCACGUCUUUUCCUAUAUGAAUUCGUUCGGCGCCGAGCUGGCAAUCAACUCCAUCCUCGCGUCCUACUACUUCAAAACCUUUCCGUACUUCUCGCAGACCGACGCAGCCAACCGGGCGGCCAUAUUUGGCUUCCUCGACUUCGUCACCCGCCCGCUUGGCGGCGCCGUCAGUGAUCUGCUCUACAAGCAUUCCGGUCACAACUUGUGGCUGAAGAAGGGCUGGAUCGUGACGUGUGGUGUUAUCGCGGGCACUCUCCUCAUUAUCCUCGGGCAGCUCAGCCCCAACAACGAGCCAACAGUGUUUGGGCUGAUUGCCCUCGUGGCCGUCUUUCUCCAGGCCGGCAACGGUGCCAAUUUCUCGCUCGUCCCGCAUGUACAUCCCUCUGCCAACGGCAUCCUGUCCGGCCUUACUGGUGCGGGCGGGAACCUAGGCGGUGUGAUCUUUUCCAUCAUUUUUCGCUUCAUGGAUGACGGGACAAACUACGCAAAGGGGUUCUGGGUCAUUGGGGUAAUACAUGUCGGCGUCACCUUGGUGUUGAGCUGGAUACCACCGUUGCCAGGGGGACAGAUGGGUGGGAAUUGAUGCUUUGCGCGUAGCACUAUAAUAGAAUAAGCAAGGAUAAAACUCAAAGAAUUCAGUUAAAGCAAUGGGCAGAAGCCGUCGCA
Messenger RNA from Chaetomium fimeti, 1231 nucleotides. Its product is annotated as major facilitator superfamily domain-containing protein. NCBI's taxonomy places the organism in Eukaryota, Fungi, Ascomycota, Sordariomycetes, Sordariales, Chaetomiaceae. The transcript has a single exon. Gene Ontology annotation, molecular function: nitrate transmembrane transporter activity. The coding region runs from base 120 to 1148 and encodes 342 amino acids. The record is from RefSeq and is a predicted model, not a curated record.